UACAAAACAAUGGCCGACUCCGAGAAUCCCACUCCUGUCGAACAGACCCCCGUGGCUGACGACGUCGACAUGGGCGAGGGUGCCGCUGAGGCUGGCGCGGGCGAAGACACUGGUCUGACUGGCAUCGAGCCUGACACCCCGAAGCUUGUCCUGUUUUCCGACCUGGUCAAGAGUCCUAUUGUAGAAGUCGUAGUAGGAUCCGGCGAUGCGCGAACUACCUAUUCCGCCCACGAGGCCGUUCUAGUUCAGGCGCCUGUGUUCAAGGCCCAAGUGGAAACUUUUGCAGCAGGCUCGCCCCGCCGAAUCGUCAUGGCCGACGUUGAUGUCGAUGCCAUGGGCUCCGUCAUCGAAUACCUCUACACGGGAGAAUAUUUCCCCAAGAAGACGACCUCGUCGCGCGACGCCCCUCUCGAGAAAGACCCGCGCCUUCCAUCCCCCGAUGAUGACGGUCUUGGUCUCCUUGUCCACGCGCGCAUCUACACCCUCGCGGAGCGCCUCCAGCUGCCUACUCUCAAAUCGCUUGCGCACUCCAAAAUCCACCGCACCGCAUCUACAGCCAAGGGCGAGCUCGCGUAUGCUCGAUAUGUCUACAGGGAGUCGGACCCCGAGGAUGCUACAAUCCGCAAGCCCGUCGCUGCUUUCUGGGCCACCCGCUCCUUCAGCCUUCGCCACGAAGCCGAGCCAGAGUUCCGUACCAUGUGUCUCGAAUUCCCUCAAUUCUCAUAUGACGUGCUGCAGCUUGUGCUGGACCAGCAGGAGAAGGGUCAGCGUCGUGGCGGCGGCGGCGAUGGUGAGACGAGCACUCGCGGCCCUGCCGUGAUUCCGGGCAGCUCCAGGAAGAGGGCUAGGGUCAGCCAGGUCUAA
Periconia digitata is the source of this 864-nucleotide messenger RNA. The record is from the annotation of a GenBank genome assembly. Lineage: Eukaryota; Fungi; Ascomycota; Dothideomycetes; Pleosporales; Periconiaceae.